Molecule: messenger RNA, 3154 nt
Organism: Myripristis murdjan (pinecone soldierfish)
Lineage: Eukaryota; Metazoa; Chordata; Actinopteri; Holocentriformes; Holocentridae
Gene: tpcn1
Product: two pore segment channel 1
Exons: 26
Coding region: 677-3154 (825 amino acids)
Biological process (GO): transmembrane transport; monoatomic ion transport
Cellular component (GO): endosome membrane; lysosomal membrane
Molecular function (GO): voltage-gated channel activity; monoatomic ion channel activity
Source: RefSeq, a predicted model, not a curated record
CUAUGCUCCGGUGUGUAUGUGUGUCAGACGCUCGGGUCGUACGAGAUGAUAUUGUUUGUGUUAGUGGGUAGAUAGCUGUAUUGGCGUUUUGUUUAUUGUUGUUGGGUGUUUUUAGAGCACGUUUUCGCGUCGCUGGUUUUCGGUGAUGUUGUGAUGGCGGCGGACAGGGACGGCAGGACAGGGCUUGUUGUUAGCUUCGUCGUGAGUGACAGUGAGCCCGCUGAGUCAAUGACAGAUGUCAUCUCUCCCAGAACAAAGAGCAAAACUGCAGCCCGCAGGCACGCCCGCUAGACACACACACACACACACACACGCACGCACGCACACACACGCACACACAUACACAUACACAUACACACACAAACACAAACACACACACACACAACUUCAGCUACUUCUUUUUUUUUUGCACAGUUUGCCAUCUCUUGCUAACGCGUAGUUAGCUAUCACCUAGUAACGGUAACUAUCAAAGAAUAUAAAAGCACUGUGAGCGUGCGAGAUGUCAAGCUGUCUUGGGGUUAGCAGAGGAAAUCGUGCGCUUAUCUAGCUGGCUGGUUAUUCCAGAUUACCAAUUUAACGUUAGCUAAGACGCCCCCAGCACACCGAGAGAGCUGCAUCCAGGAGAGGUGAGAGUACCGAGGCUCUUUGCAGCUUUUUUCCCCCCCUCAGUGUUAUAAUGGAGACGGAUGACGAUGUACCCCUCAUCCUCACCUGGGACGACGCGAACAGCGGUCUGCUCAGCGAGGACACCGAGAGAGGAGAUGAGAAUGGAGGAGGCAAUUAUGACAUAGUGAACAACGCUGUAAUUCCAACACCUGGACCACAAAACUGCAGAGCCCAAAAUGUGUCCUUACGCCACAGCUGGGAGAUGAACUACCAAGAGGCAGCCAUUUACUUGCAGGAAGGGGAGAACAAUGAUAAGUUCUUCACCCACCCUCGAAACCCAAAGGCGCUGGCAGCAUACCUGUUUGCCCAUAACCACCUGUUCUACAUGAUGGAGCUGUUGACAGGCCUUCUGUUGAUGGUGCUGUCGCUGUGUGAGGCUCCCGCUGUGCCAUCGCUACGCCUGGAUGUCUAUGUUCAUGCCACUCUGGAACUGCUGGCUUUGGUCAUGGUGGCAUUUGAACUGUGCAUGAAGCUCCGCUGGCUAGGCUUCCACACCUUCAUUCGACACAAGAGGACCAUGGUCAAGACGUGCGUGUUGCUGCUACAGUUUGUGGAGGCCAUUGUGGUUCUGAUCAGACAGACGUCUCACCUGCGAGUUACCAGAGCGCUCAGACCUAUAUUCCUGGUGGACUGUAGAUACUGUGGUGCCGUGCGCAGAAACUUGCGUCAGAUCUUCCAGUCCCUUCCCCCUUUUAUUGACAUCCUGCUACUGCUGCUCUUCUUCAUGGUUAUAUUUGCUAUCUUGGGUUUCUGCCUCUUCUCUCCGAACACCGCUGACCCGUACUUCAACACCCUGGAGAACAGCAUCGUCAGUCUAUUUGUGCUGCUGACCACAGCAAAUUUCCCUGAUGUAAUGAUGCCAGCGUACUCCAGAAACCGCUGGUCCUGUGUGUUCUUCAUUGUUUACCUCUCCAUAGAACUCUACUUCAUCAUGAAUCUGCUCCUGGCAGUGGUGUUUGAUACUUUCAACGGUGUUGAGAAGAUGAAGUUCAAGUCUCUGUUGCUUCACAAACGCUCAGCCAUCGACCAUGCCUUUCAGCUGUUAGUGAGCCGACAGAGGCCCAUGGGUGUCUCCCUGAAGCAGUUUGAUGGCCUGAUGCGCUUUUACAGGCCACGCAUGUCUGCUAGAGACCGCUUCCUCACAUAUAAAGCUCUGAACACUUCAGGGGCUCCUAUGCUCAGUCUACAGGACUUUUAUAAGUUCUAUGAAGUCAUUGGCCUUAAAUGGAAGGCCCGAAGGAGUGGAGAGCACUGGUUUGAUGACCUUCCACACACGACCUUCCUCAUUUUCAAAGGCAUUAACCUGCUGGUGAAGUCAAAAGCCUUCCAAUAUGCAAUGUAUGUGGUUGUGGCUGUCAAUGGUGUGUGGAUCCUUGUGGAGACGUACAUGCUGAACAGUGGAUUUUCCUGGUCCAGAUUUGUUCCAUGGAGUUACAUUGUCUUCCUUACUAUUUAUGGUGUGGAAGUGUUAUUGAAGAUAACUGGCUUUGGGCCAGUGGCCUAUUUCAGCUCUGGGUGGAAUCUGUUUGACUUCUCAGUGACGGUGUUUGCCUUCCUGGGCUUGAUUGCUCUUGCCUUCGAUAUGGAGCCGUUCUACUUUAUUGUAGUGCUCAGACCACUUCAGCUGCUCAGGUUAUUUAAGAUAAAGCAGAGGUAUCGCAAUGUGUUGGAUACGAUGUUUGAGCUCUUCCCCAGGAUGGCAAGUCUGGGCUUGACCUUAAUCAUCUUUUACUACUCCUUUGCCAUCGUUGGGAUGGAGUUCUUUGCCGAAGUGGUUUACCCCAACUGCUGCAACACCAGCACAGUGGCAGACUCCUACAGACAGAUCAACGUCACAAUAGGCAACAAGACAGUGCUGGAGGAAGGCUACUAUUAUCUCAAUAACUUCAACAACAUACUCAGCAGCUUUGUGACUCUGUUUGAACUGACUGUUGUCAACAACUGGUACAUCACCAUGGAAGGAGUGACCUCCAUGACAACCCACUGGAGCCGGCUCUAUUUCAUGACUUUUUACAUUGUCACCAUGGUGGUGAUGACCAUCAUUGUGGCUUUUAUUCUGGAUGCCUUUGUGUUCCGUAUGAACUACAGCCGCAAGAACAGGGAACCGCUGGAGAACCCAGAGGAUGAGAACGGGAUAGUAUUUGAAACAGAGGUGAGUCGUGAUGAAGCUUUGGCCACUCUAGAACUAUACAAACAGACCUGCCCUGGGCCGUCCUCCCUCAACUCUCUGCAGGGAGUCCUACAAGCUAUGGACAGGAGCGGGCACUCGUCUCUGGUGUAUCUCGGUCGAAGGUCAAGGACUAAGAGCGACCUCAGCAUGAAAAUGUACGAGGAGGAGAUCCAGGAGUGGUACGCCGAGUAUUCAAGGGAAAACCUGCCACAGCCAGACCAAAGCCUGGAGCGGGAGCUGGACAGUCCCAUCUUUGACCCGUCUCCCUCUGCAGAGCCUCAGCUCAUUGCACAGACUGGGCCCCACAGCAUCAACUAA